Vitis riparia (riverbank grape) is the source of this 396-nucleotide messenger RNA. RefSeq lists its product as uncharacterized. The transcript has 5 exons. NCBI's taxonomy places the organism in Eukaryota, Viridiplantae, Streptophyta, Magnoliopsida, Vitales, Vitaceae. The record is from RefSeq and is a predicted model, not a curated record. The coding region runs from base 1 to 381 and encodes 126 amino acids.
AUGGGCUCUAGUGGAGUGAACUUUUCAGCAUUGAGGAUAAAGAAGGGGCCAACAACUCAAUGUGUUUGCUUGGUUGAUGCAUUGGGCAAUCGUACUAUGUGGCCCUGCCUCUCAAGUGCUGUUAAGAUUCAGGCAGAGGAAUUAACUAAAGAGGAUUUUAAAGGGGUAAAGUGGUUGGUAAUGAGAUAUGGGAUAUAUAAUUUGGAAGUUAUUCAUGCUGCAAUUCAGAUGGCCAAAGAGGAGGGCGUAUUUGUAUCCUUGGAUUUGGCCAGUUUUGAGAUGGUUCGGAACUUUAGAGGACCUCUUCUAGAGUUACUGCAAUCAGGGGAUAUAGAUUUUUGCUUUGCCAAUGAGGAUGAAACAAGAGAGCUGUUAAGGUGAUUGCCAAUUGAUUUU